AUGUAUCUUUGCAAUCUCAUCUACUACACUUCUGAGGACCAAGUUGCUAAUGCUCCGACUCGGGAGGAAUUCGUCCUGCAGGUCUCCUUAAGUCAUGAGCCGGGAGAUGAAGCGGAGGCAGACGACAUUCAAGAAAUGAUUCUUGUGAAGGAAACUCGGGCACUCCAGUUUGCAAAUUCGCUGCAGCAGUUCUGGAUGCAGAAAUACGCUGUCAACUACGAGAUGCUUACUGCUAGCAGAUAG
This is a messenger RNA of Peronospora matthiolae, 243 nucleotides long. The record is from the annotation of a GenBank genome assembly. Lineage: Eukaryota; Oomycota; Peronosporomycetes; Peronosporales; Peronosporaceae.